This is a messenger RNA of Salvia hispanica, 633 nucleotides long. Its product is annotated as tropomyosin. Lineage: Eukaryota; Viridiplantae; Streptophyta; Magnoliopsida; Lamiales; Lamiaceae. The record is from RefSeq and is a predicted model, not a curated record.
AGGAAUAUGGAGUGAGAAAACGAGAUUAAAAAAAUGGAAGAGAGAGAGAAAGUGAAAGGGGCGGAGCGAUGGACGACGGCCAUCGGCAAUCUGACGGAGAUGGCGUCGAAUUUAGAUUCUCUGCAGAAAUUACUCAUCAAGAAAGCUGUUUACGUCGACGAUGAAACAUUUGCCAAGGCCUCACUCAGCUCCGAGCAAGCUCGCUCGAUCAAGGUUCUUGAGCAAAGAGUUGAGACUUUAGAGAAAGAACUUGAUGCUGCCAUUUCAGCAGCAGCACGUGCACGAAAUGAAAAACGGCAGGCUGAGUCAGCACAGAAAGCUGCUGAAUUGCGUACUAUAGAAAUCACAAAAGAACUCGAGAACACCUCUAAAGUAUUUGAACUGCAUAUGGAAGAACUGUGUGCGAAACAGCAAGAGAUUUCAAAGCGGGAUAAAGAGAUAAAACUUCUUGAGGCUAUAAUAAAGACUCUUGGUGGUAGAGAAUCACUUGAUACUGUCCGCUAAAUUCCAUCACGUAAGUUUGCUCUUGUCAUACUGAAGUAAGAUGGCCAAUCAUGUACAUGUGGAUCCCAAUGUAUUAUCUCUGUAAAGUCUUACAUUGAAUAACAGAAGUGAAUUAUCAUAAUUUUUCAA